AUGGCGGAGGCGCUGGGCCGGGAGUCCGCAGCGGUGGGCGCGGAGACAGUGGGGCACCUGCGCCUGGAGGAGGGCGACGAGGUGUCCUUCUGCGUCCCGCGGCUCUGCGACGGGGAGCCGGUGCGCGCCGAGCUGGUGUGCCUGGAGAGCACCCGCCGCCCCGCCGCGGCGGUGCUGGGCCUCUUCCGCGUCCGCCUCCCGCGCGACGGGCAGCGCCCCGACCUCACCAUGCACUGCCACGCCUUCUCGGACAGGGUGGUGGCGACGGGGCUCCCGGCGGACGCCACCGAGGCCGAGCUCCUCCACUUCUUCUCCAAGCAGGGGGCCACCAAGGUGGCGUUGGUGUGGGCGGUGGGCGGCACGGGCUACGCGGCGGCGCAUUUCCCCGGCGUCGGGGCGGUCUCACGGCUGCUCGGCAGCGAAGUGCACGCCUUCGCGGACGAGACCGAGACGAGGGUCGCUACGCUGCUCCCCGCAUCGCCUGCGGCUGACCAGCCACCGCUGCCUGCGCUGCCGAGGCCAGUCCUGGCUCCUGGGCAGGAGCGGGGUGCGCUGCUCGUCACCUGGUCCCCGUCCGUGAUCGCCGCCGGGUACAUGCUGGAAAUCCGCCCCGCAGGCACGCAGGCGCCGUGGAGACUUGUCGACGAGCUCACUGGCCGUGCGCAGCGAUCGGACUGCUCCUCCUGCAAGGUGGCGGGCCUCCCUGCCAGCACGGCCUUCGAGGCACGGGUAUCCUUCGUUACGACGUGCGGGACCAGGUCCGAGCCCUCCGAGCCCUCCGAGCCCUCCGAGGCGUGCUCCGCCGUCCCGCCGCCGGCGCCGAGGCCAGAGGAGGCCCCCGUGACCAUCCCAGCGGCGGCAUUCCCACUGCUGGCGCACACCGGGCCAGCGCCCGCGCCUCCGCCGCCAGCAGCGCACCCCUAUGCGCCCGCUCUCGGGUGGCACUGCCUCGGCGACGGGGCCGUCCCGGCGCCCCUGGCGCCCGAGCUGACCUGGGCCGACGAGGCGCUCUCCUCUGUGCUGGUGAGGUGGCCGCCGGUGCCGCACGCCGCGGCGUACGUUGUGGAGCUGUCCGAGGCCGGCGGCUGCGCCUCCGAGCGCUUCGUCUGCAGCGCCGCGCCGUCGGCGCCAGGCUGCCCAGUCGCGCUGCAGGUGGGCGGCCUCCGCCGGCUCGCGCCUGGCGGCUGCUACGCGGCGCAGGUCCGCUGCGUCGGCGAGUGCGGCCGCGAGUCCACGCCCUCCGCGCCCGGCUGGACGCCGGCGCAGCCCCUGGCAGCGUGCUCGCCGUGGACGGCUCCUGCCGCCUCGCCCGGCGCCGCGCCGCUGCCUCGGCUGCUGGGCUUCUCUGGCCAGCCGCUGGCGCCCCCGCCGCUGGGCCCGCCGUCCGGGCUGAUCGAGAUGAUGGCGAAGCUGGGGCCCAUGAUGGGCUCAGUGCCCCUCGGGCCGCACGGCCUCCAGGCGGCGGCGGCGGCGGCGUCUGGCACCGCGGUGUUCGGCGGAGGGCUCCAGCCGCCGGCUGGGGGUUUCGUCCCACAAGGCGCUGCCGCAGGCGGCAGCGCCAACUCCCUGGUGCUCGACUGA
Molecule: messenger RNA, 1581 nt
Organism: Prorocentrum cordatum
Lineage: Eukaryota; Dinophyceae; Prorocentrales; Prorocentraceae
Source: the annotation of a GenBank genome assembly